Molecule: messenger RNA, 901 nt
Organism: Panicum hallii
Lineage: Eukaryota; Viridiplantae; Streptophyta; Magnoliopsida; Poales; Poaceae
Product: probable gamma-secretase subunit PEN-2
Exons: 2
Coding region: 73-540 (155 amino acids)
Cellular component (GO): gamma-secretase complex
Source: RefSeq, a predicted model, not a curated record
UGAAAAAAAAAACAAAAGCAACGAUACAAAGGGAGCAAAGUAAACUCGGAAAAGGAAAGGGAGAAGCGAGCAAUGGAGGCGAGGGUUGCAGGAGUGCCCGAAGACGAGGAGUCCGGCCUCCUUCCCCGCCAGUCCGCCGCCGGCCGCCGGCCGUCCUCCCGCGGCCCCCGCUUCCCGCCUCCACCGGCGGUCUGGGCGACGGUGGACGGCCCCCUCGGGCUGCCGCUGGAGGAGGCGGAGGGCCACGCUCGGCGCUUCUUCCUGUGGGGUUUCGCGUGCCUCCCCUUCCUCUGGGCCAUCAACUGCUGCUACUUCUGGCCCGUCCUCCGUUCGCCGGCCGCAUCCUCGCCUGCCGCCUUCGGCCCCAUCCGCCCCUAUGUUGCGCGAUCAGCGAUUGGCUUUACCAUCUUUUCUGUUGUUCUGAUCACUUGGGCCACGACUUUUAUUGUUGGAGGCGAGCAAUUGUUUGGACCAGCGUGGAAUGAUCUAGUAAUGUACAAUGUCGCUGACAAGCUUGGCCUUUCUGGAUUCAUGGGAUAACUUCCAAUGGCUCCAACCAUCUCAUUGGCUAUACUCCAACUUUGCUUUUCUCUGGAGAUUGGAGAAGAUAGUUUCGUCUUCAUGGGACUUGGUACUAUUUGCUGCACUCCAGUAUCAAUGACUGGUUUGACUGAAGGGUUAGUGUGGGUUGUGUUGUAGAAAGAAGGGAUUGAUGAUGCGUGUUGGAGAGGUUAUGUCACCGUAGAUCUGAUGGAUAAUGUUUUUGUAUUGCUAGACAUCCGGAUAUGAUGCUGCACUGUGUUUUAUAUGUCCAAUUGUUGCUGGAACUGGAAUGAAUCAGGUAUCUGUAUUCCCUCUUUUGAAACUGUAUACUAACGUCAGUGAAUUAACUGUAAAUUAA